This is a messenger RNA of Candidozyma haemuli, 1293 nucleotides long. RefSeq lists its product as uncharacterized. Gene Ontology annotation, biological process: Golgi organization; endoplasmic reticulum to Golgi vesicle-mediated transport. NCBI's taxonomy places the organism in Eukaryota, Fungi, Ascomycota, Pichiomycetes, Serinales, Metschnikowiaceae. The transcript has a single exon. Gene Ontology annotation, molecular function: small GTPase binding. The record is from RefSeq and is a predicted model, not a curated record. Gene Ontology annotation, cellular component: Golgi apparatus. The coding region runs from base 1 to 1293 and encodes 430 amino acids.
AUGGCAGAUAACCUAAAAGAGGACGAUCCCACGUUGGCUGGCGUGGAAGAUGGAGUUGCGCCUGACUCGUCUGUUCCUCUUGCUGACGAUUUGGAAAAAACGGUGGAUUCAGAGAUCAAGGCUAAUGGUGAUGCUAAGGAGACAGAAGAGGUUCAGCAACAGAAUGACUCUAAUGGGAAGAUCGAGGAUGAUGAGUCGCUAAAGCGCCAAUUGGAGGAGACAAGGAAAGAGAGAGACGAUGCUAAGUUGCAGCUCGAGGGAAUCAUCGGUAAACUCUCGGGCAUGAAAACCAUGUUCCAGAACUAUAAAGCUACGCAAGCAGAGCUCGACGAGCUUAAGGAACAGAGUGGUAAGUGGAGUGAGACAAAAGACGAGCUUGAAGCUGAGAAUGGCAAGCUCGAGGAGUCUGUCAAGGCUUUGACUGAAGAGCUCAAGAACCUUAAUGGUGAAUGUGACAGACUCAGCACACAAGAUAGCGAUUUGCGGAGAGAAUUGCAGGCGAAGGACCAGGAGCUUCAGGAUGAAAAGUACCGUCUUGAAAUGGAGUUGAGAACGGCCCAGAAGUCUGCUAGCGGACAGAAGUCUGAGUACUCCGAGCUCAAACUAGCCAAGGAAGAGCUUGACAUGGAGAAUAGAAACCUUCGGUCUAUUAUUGACGAAUUGAAGACGAAGCUUUCAGAUAAGGACGAGGAGAUCAAGAAGCACGACAGAAAAGCAGAUGAAACGAAGCUUGAGUAUGAUGAUAAGGUGGAAACCCUUCGAGGAGAAGUGGAAGAGCUCAAGAAGGAGGUUGAAACCAGCAAGAAGGCUACACAGUUGGAGAAAGACGAGAAAGAGAAGCUCCAGGGCGACUUGAAACACUCACAGGAUGAAUUACAACGUGCCACUACGGAAGCAUCCGAAGUACAAACACUCAAAGAAGAAAUCCACAGCAAAUCUAUCAUCAUUGGCAAGCUCAGGCACGAAGCCAUCAUCCUCAACGAACAUCUCACCAAAUCGCUUGGAAUGCUCAAGCAGCAGCUGAGCAACGAUAACAACACUAUAGACAGAGAGCUCAUUUCCAACGUGAUACUAAAUUUCCUUCAAAUCCCAAGAGGCGACGCUAAGAAGUUUGAAGCGUUGCAGCUCAUCAGCGUGCUCCUAGAGUGGGACGAGCAAAGGAAAGUUCAAGCUGGUCUCUCACACGGGUCCAGUAACAAAAAUCGGGAAGGCGAAAGCAGAACCAGGAACUUCGUCUCCUUGUGGACAGACUUCUUAGAGAAGGAAUCAACCAAGGGUAACUCGGGUAAAUAA